This is a messenger RNA of Xyrauchen texanus (razorback sucker), 5347 nucleotides long. It is a transcript of the gene vstm2a, whose product is annotated as V-set and transmembrane domain containing 2A. The coding region runs from base 148 to 864 and encodes 238 amino acids. The record is from RefSeq and is a predicted model, not a curated record. The transcript has 5 exons. NCBI's taxonomy places the organism in Eukaryota, Metazoa, Chordata, Actinopteri, Cypriniformes, Catostomidae.
GCGACUUUUUGUGCCAGAGUUGCAGUAUGUUUCCCGCUCGACAUUCUGAGUCCAAACAGAUUCACAUGGCGUUUGCUUAAAGCGUUGAUCAGUUCUGGAGGACAAUUAUUUUUUUCCAUCUAAUGUGAGAUCUCAGCUGUCUUUGGAAUGAUGUGGACCUUACAUGACAAUAUUGGAUUUGUGCUCUUUUCCUGUUUGUCCAUUCAAGUUGGAUUUUCUCUUGACGGAAAGUUUACCGAUUUACCUUCUAACAUCACUGCCAGGGAAGGGCAGAACAUUGAAAUGGCAUGUGCCUUUCAAAGUGGGAUGUCCUCGGUUUACUUGGAGAUCCAGUGGUGGUUUAUUCGUGCUCCGGAGGAACCGAUUACAAGUGAUGAGGAUGAGGAUGAUACAGAGAUGGAGCUGAUUCCAGAACCAGACCCUGAUGAAGAAGGAACCAAAAUAAGUACAGUUAAGGUACAGGGCAAUGACAUCUCCCACAAGCUGCAGAUCUCUCGGGUGAGCAAAAAUGAUGAGGGCUUGUAUGAAUGUCGUGUCACAGAUGCCAACUACGGAGAACUCAAGGAGUACAAGGCUCAAGCCUACCUGAAAGUCAACAUCACUAUCCGACCCCGCAAUCGGGCCAUCAAGAAGACCUCGCCACUGCACUUGACUGAUAAGAAACCCCGCAAGAGCAGCUCAGCUCUGGGACAGGACAGCAACGGCAUGAGUUCGGACCAGAGAUCCCAGUCCACUUCUACCUCUCAGACAUCACACUCCAAAACAAUUAAACACAGCAAUGGGUCAGGCACGAGGAUAGCCACAAGUAAUGGACUUGUUAUUCUUCUCCUCACAUCUGGCCUCAUGAGGGGAGCAUGGUUAUAGUUCCAAGACAGUUACUCUUUUUUUUUUUUCAGAAUCACUUGUUUUUCAGAGCCAAGAGAAAAAUGCUUGCUAUUCGGAUGGAGCGGACAGCACAGUUGUCCCUUACUUCAAACCACUACACCAAACCCAAUGUAGUCUAAUGAUCGUCACCAGAAGCACCUUUGUUUCAAAAGCCUAGGAAAAUAAAACUGCCAUACUGGACACGUGCUUAGCACUCCAAAUCAAACAGGAGACAAAAAUGGACACAGACUCUUAUGGGAUAUAUCACCAAUAUAUAUUUUUCAUUCGUUUUUGUUCUAUCUCCAGCUGUGAAUUUAAUACAUUGCUCUGAAGUUCGGAAGAGUCUAUAUUUGUGUAACAUAUGAAUAUAUGAACAGAUAUACAGUAUAUAUAAGAAUGUGAUUUAAAAUGCCCCUUCACUCUGUACAGCUGCCAUUUAUUCAAGUACAUUCAUAUGCAAAGACAGCUUUGAAAGCAAAAGAAAACAAGAAAACUACAGUACCACGGCUUAGUACAUAAUGUCUCGAACGCUAAUUGAGCUCUGCUUUACUAUGUGGCAAUUCACAGUGUUUGCAUUAAUACAGAUUUAAUGUGUUUAUUUUUUGGCAUAACAAAUGUGAGAAUAUUUAUUUUUUCAUCCAUCCUAUGAGUUUAUGUUGUAUACUCAAUGACAGCAAAUGCCAUAUGUAAAAGUCAUGUUGAGUUAGCAUGUAUAGAAACUAAUUUAGCAUGUGAGAAAAGUAGUCUACAACUGGAAUCUAAAUCACACACCAUAACACCAUUCAAGGGCAUUGUUGAAUUUCAGAGUAGUUUGUUUCACACCUCGAAAGAUAUUGUUUGUGUUCAUUUUAAAUAAAUAUCCCAAGACUUCAACCUUCAAACCACUAAAGGUGUUAUAUGACCUUUAGUGCUGUUGAAUUUUGUGAUUAUGUCCUUCGAAACAUCUCAAGGAUGAUUCACCUGCAUUUAAGUGUUGAAGAUGAUUGCUUUGCACCACUUGAAGCAACUGUCAUUUCCAAUGUGUUUACUGUCAAAAUCACGUCGCACCAGACCAUUGGAUUUCCUCUUUAGCUGACAAAAUCAAUAGUUGGAUUGGUUUUCUCAAGUUUUUAAUUAAUCGAGGAACAUCUUAAUUCCUUUGUUACAAUCCAAUACAUUCGUAUUCCCCUGUUUCCAUUAUAUAUUUGCAGAGUGACAUUGGGAGAGUUGGCUUUGCAUGAUACCUCUCAGAUCUACUGAGGUUUUGUUUUAGUCUAUCCAGUUUUGCUUCGUUCUGAUGACACUUAAGCACUAAAAAAUCCCCACUAACAAGCUUGAAACCUUUGAGCAUCACACAGUGGAAUCUAAUGAUAGCAGGAUUUUUAUGUGAGGCAAAGGUACAGUGGGGUCCAAAAGUCUGGGAUUUUCUGGAUUUCUUUUCAUUUUAUUUUAUGUAUUUCAUUUUAAUUAAUUAAUUUAUAGCUGGUAAUAAACACAUUUAUAAGGAUUCUGCAACAUUUACAACAACUGAAAUGUUAUGACUUGAAAUUAAAAAUAAAUAUUUAAUAUUACACAUAAUUCAAACACAGCAUAAAUCAAAAGUAAUCAAAUUUGUGACAUUGACCACAUAAACUCUUUUGUACAAAAGGUCAGAUUUUUAUGCUGGAUAACACGGAUCACCAGGCUAUCCAUUAACUUGUGGAGUUUAUGCCAGCUUAAGCUCGCAAAAUAUUAUUUAAAUUGUUGAUAAUAUAAUUUUAUUUACAAAUUGUGUAUUGCAUUAGAAAUCUGCUAAAUGCAUUUUCAUUAGUAGUCUUAGGCUGGGUUUCCCACAGCAUUAAAUAGAACUUUAUCUAAGUAGUACGUAAAAACGUUUGUGAUUUAACAAAAGCUUUGAACCACUCUUAAGUCCAUUAAGUGCAACUUUUUCACAUCUUUCACAGUUGUUCAGAGACAACAGUAAAUUUAAUCAAUUAUAUUAAUAUAUUUUGAUCAUUGGAAAGCCAUUGUACAUUGUUUCAGAGGAUAAAAAAAUGAAAUCAGCUGGCAGUCUCCGUAGACUGCAAAUGCAAUGAGAUAUGUUUAAAUUAGGUCUAGAGAUAGGUCUAAAUUUACAUUACACAUAAUAUAGUAUAACGUUUUAUUAGCCUUCUUUGAUAAUCAUAACUAUGAGAGCAAUAUAAUGACGAUAUGUUCUUUUACUGUUUUUCUCCUGUUCCUCCUUCCAAUGGCUGGUUCAAAUAGUCCUAUAGUCUGUUUGCAUGCACUGUAAAUCCUAAUACUCAAAAUAAUUCAUUGUUUCAGGGAGUAGAGAAAAAUGAAAUCAUACAAAUUAGUUAAAUUAACCUUGAUGUGUAUUUCAAAUGUUUGAGUUCACAAAAAUGAAACAUUUUAAGUAAUCUGAGUUGUUUUAUUGUUUUAUGUUUAAUGAACUUACAUGAACUUAAAGUUAACUGAAACUUUAUAUUUCCAAGCAUGCUUUACAUGACACUUGACAGGGAGAGAAAAUUUUAAAAUUAAGUGUUAUAUAAUGUGUCUUUGUACAAGAUUAAUGUUUAUUGUUAUUUAGAAGAGUUUCUGUUAUAUUAAAGAUUUUUGGGAUUACCAUUAUGGUAAAGAGUGGAGCUUGAGCUUAGGUUGAGGACAUGUACAAUUUAAGAUUAUUUUACAGUACAUUACUAAACUCCCUGCGCAAUUGCUAUGCUAAUCAACACAUAGUGUUUCCAAUUCAGCAUGCUAGCAUGCACUGUGCUAGUUAGCUCUAGCUAGUACUAGCUAGUAGUGAUGGGAUGAUUGGAUCAUUUCACUGACUUGAAUCUUUGAGUCUUGUUUAGCAAAAUGAAGAAAUGUUUUUUCAAGUUAUUUCAUUCAUUUGAGCAGAAUUAAAUUAUAAUGUCACAUUUUCAGUAGCCAAAAAGAGAAGACAAACUCCUAGAUAUUUUGGAGAAAUUGAUCAGCACCUUUGACCGGACAGCUUCUUUAACGAAGCACUUAUGUUUUACUUUAUAACAAGUUAUUUAAAUGCUUGUUUGGGAAACAGGCAUUACUCCAGUGUAAAAGUAUAUGUUGCAACGCUAUCGGGAAAUCCAGCCUUAGACUUUUGGGCACCAGUGUAUUUUUUAUGUCCAGGAUAUACAAAAGGCCUUUAAAAUGAUAUAUUCCUUAAGAUCUCCCAUGGUGCAUGCAUCAGCAUUUACAAGCUGGUUAAAAAUAACAAUAUCUGACAUUAACCAAACACUGUGUUAUCAAGAGCAACAAGACAUCCCAAAAGGAAUUUCAAGGUUUUGAAAAUAAAGUGAAGCUGUGGCUGAUGGAACUCAUUCUAUUUGGCAUUCUGCUCUUGCAUUGAUGUCUGGUGUUAUGUAUGCUUUUUUAUUAUUGUGAUUUAACCAAAGACUGCUGAGAUGAGCACAUUGCAGUAUUGUUUACAAAGUACACGACUCCCAUACCAUGUAUUAUGCCAAAUGCUCUGUUUUCAAAAACUAAUUUUCUCACAUGGUAGAGUUGUGCUUUGUGUUUGUUCUUCAAUGUUCAAAGCAAUUGCAUUAGGGUUACAGUAGGAUUUAAAAACAUAAGUAAUAGAAUCUCACAACAACAAACACAAAGCCAACAUAGAAUGCUGCUAAUUUAAAUACAAAGUUUAUGUCACACUUUACAUUGCAGUGUCCAUGUUGCACUUUACUUACUGUACAUGAGAAAGUUUGCAUAAGUAGCCUACUCACAAACAAUGCACUUCAUAUGUAAUUAAUUUGUGGAGCAGCUUGUAAUUACGCAUCAUUAUUGUUUUUGCUAUUUUGAUAGCUGGCUAUGUGUAACAUUGACACAGUUUUUUUUGUACUGUUAUGGCUGUAUAGUGACUGAUCCAUAAACCACAAAAUAAGAGGCCAUGAAACAAAAAAUAUAACAUGAUAUUUCAUUGAAUAAUGCGACAAGACAUUGCCAAAUUGUACUCUUUAUAAUUGGAAGGCUAAUACCAAGACAUAAAACCAGCUGUGGCCUCGAAAUUCAUUUUAUAUUAAUUGGGUAACAUGACUUCAGAGCAGCUGCUAUCUGAGAGUCCUUCAAUAUUAAAGUGCAGUGUUGGUUUGUUGAGUAGGCUUAUCUACAUAAAAGUUUGUUACUUUAAGAAAUCACUUUAAAUGGGGCACACAAUAAUCCAAAUGUAUGUGUGAUGUAAAUAGACAAAACACUUUGUCAAAACCAAUCAGCUGAAUUUUUACGCAGAACACCUGUGGUUUCAUUUUAGAUGUUAAUCAACAAUCUAGUUUGAAAUUAUAAAACUACUGUAACGUACUUCAAAGUACAAAGACAAACUCGUUUCAUAAAUAGGUUUAUGAAGUGGAGCAUUUUAAAAAGGAUUUAGAUCAAUAUAUUUGAUGCCUUGUACAGCCUGUGUAAAAGUCAAUGUAAACUUAACAAACAGCAUGACUUAUUUCCAUUUCUUAUUCUUUCCUUUUUUAUUCAGAAAGGAAGAAAAUGUAUAUGUGUAUGGAAUUACAAUUAA